Molecule: messenger RNA, 1207 nt
Organism: Gorilla gorilla gorilla (western lowland gorilla)
Lineage: Eukaryota; Metazoa; Chordata; Mammalia; Primates; Hominidae
Gene: SPAAR
Product: small regulatory polypeptide of amino acid response
Exons: 1
Coding region: 1-273 (90 amino acids)
Source: RefSeq, a predicted model, not a curated record
AUGGGAGCGAAGGCUCCGAGAGGACAUAAGGUUUCUCAGUGGGCCAUGGAAACGGCAGUGAUUGGGGUGGUGGUGGUGCUGUUCGUGGUGACUGUGGCCAUCACCUGCGUCCUCUGCUGCUUCAGCUGUGACUCGAGGGCCCAGGAUCCUCAGGGGGGCCCUGGCCGCAGCUUCACGGUGGCCACGUUUCGCCAGGAAGCUUCUCUCUUCACGGGGCCUGUUCGCCAUGCCCAGCCAGUGCCAAGUGCCCAGGACUUCUGGACCUUCAUGUGAUGCCUGAGUCCCCAGGAUUUGCUGUGCUGAUGGGUCAGACUCACCCGCCCCUCAGCAAGCCUUCCCUGGCCUUCCCCUCCUCCCAGGGCCUUCUCCCUGUCCUUCCCCUCCAGUAACCUGUGAACUUCCCGUCUCCUCCCAUUCCAGCCUUCUGUGCCCUCCAGCCUUGGGGAUCCUUGUUAUUAGGACAGCCCAGCUGGGGUUGAUCCACAGGAUGGGGCUUAGGAGGGCUCUGAGGAGUGAGUGAACAGACACAGCGCCGGAAUGCACGGUGGGCCGGCUCUGCUGAUCUACACCACGAACUGAAAUAUCACUGGAAUUUAUUGUAAACGGUGUGCCUAUAAUGCUGGUUCUGUUGCCACCUGGGCACGCAGCACCCUCAAGUGGACAUUUCUAGAAACCACUUCUUACUUGCUCUCCUGAUUGAUUACCUUUGCAAAUUGCACAGAACCCAACCUCGGGUCCUGCUCCCCGCCAGUUGCCUGAAAUCAGCCCUGAAAUUCUGAAACCAAAGAGCUGCUUCCUGAGAACAAGUUAUUUACUUUAGAAUUGAAAAUGUAUAUCCUUUUAUGGGCCUUUCCGAAUCUGAUUUGAAAAACCACAAAAGGAAACAGAAGAGAAAAUAAGAGCCACAGAAGGUACAAUAUGUUUUAUUAACAGGAAGGCCAGAAAUAAGAUAUUUUAAACAUAUUUUUAAUGAGACUUUAUCGCUAUAUUCCAACAGGUCACUUCUAUUCUUAGAGAAUGUGAAUGACUUGUGUCACUUCGGAGUGACAGAAAAAUCAGGAACUGAAAGAUAAUUCCAGACAAGUUAAAAUGUUAUGUUACAUUCAAAGCUCUUGUUUUCAUCACAGAUAAGGGGAUAUUCAGUUUUUAUUAACAGAAACCCCAUUCUCCCAUGGCCAUGGAAUAAAUGCCAUGCUAUAUUUAAGGA